Microplitis mediator is the source of this 1298-nucleotide messenger RNA. RefSeq lists its product as uncharacterized. The coding region runs from base 1 to 525 and encodes 174 amino acids. Lineage: Eukaryota; Metazoa; Arthropoda; Insecta; Hymenoptera; Braconidae. Gene Ontology annotation, molecular function: protein binding. The transcript has a single exon. The record is from RefSeq and is a predicted model, not a curated record.
AUGGAUAGUUCAGAUAGUCCAAAUCUACAACUUCUGCUGAAGUUUGACUGGGAGCUAAAUCACAGGCGUUUUGGAGAUAACAUUUUUCACGUCAUUGCUAAAAAAGGAUGGUUGAAGAUGCUGUAUGCACUCGAGGGGUUCGUGGAUGAAACGGUCAAGCCAUGGCUGCGAGAGCGGAACAAGGACGGCAAUACCUGCCUCCACGAAGCAGCGUGGCAAAAUAAAGGACAGCAAGCAAUAAAAAUAAUGGAACAGUUAGUGGAAUAUGGAGCAGAUCUGAAUUUAAAAAGUUCCUGUAAGACACCUGUACUUCACGUGGCAGUUGAAAAAGAAGACCAUGAACUAGCUGCAUGGAUAUGUCAGCAACCAGGCAUCGAUUUGGAAGCUAAAAAUUUCUCAAAAUACACGGCGUACCAAUGGGCAUCGAAAAAAUGUCUCAGGAGUGACAAAAAAAUGAUGGAGAUACUUAAAACCCAUGGUGCAAUUCUUCGAGAAGAUAGCGACAGCGAAAAAGAAGAAGAGUAAUUUCGAAUAGUUACUGGAACUUUGAAAAAUAAAUAGUGUGGUUAUAACUGUUGUGUACGUGUCGCGAAUUGCAUAUGUGUGUUUUAUUAGUAAGUGAUAAGUGCUAGAUAUAGACAAUGUAGCCUAAGUUAGUGGGUUUAGAAUAACGUGCAUGUUAAUUUAUGUAAAAUUAGUUCAUAAAGAUUAAAAAGCAACUGUAAUCUAAACGAUAGUCUAACUACUGUAACCAUAGCUUAUAAAUAUCUAGUUGCGAAUUUUCAUGUUUAUUUUUGACCGGAGUGUCAUUUAUCACAUCCGAUACGGACGAACAAAAACCGAACAUUGUUAGAUCGUUAUUGGUAUAUAGUUAUAUUGUAAUUUACUAUUUGUAGCUUUUUUCUAAAUUGUUGUAUCGUGUAAGUUUUUGGGUUAUAUUUUACUUUUCAUUUUUAUAAUAAAGACAUCGAGAAUUAGAACGUUGUUUUUUUUUCAAUUCAAUACUAUAUUAUACUCAUAACUCUGAUCCCAGUAUCGAUAGUAAAAUAUAAUUAGACUCCUUGAUUCACUUCUAGCACCAAUGUAGGCUAUUCCUAUUAUUGUGCAUCUGAACUAAUAAUUACUCAAUUGGUUUGUAUCUGAGAUUAUGCUUCUAACUGUAUGACGAUAUAUUUACGUAUAUCCAGCACUAUUUCAAGGCUAUAAAAUUUUCUAAGUCAUUUAACGUACCAUACUAAGCUUUCACUGACACUCUAUGUUCAGUAAUAAAGCUACAGAAAUCUAAUCAUAAUCACUAU